This is a messenger RNA of Papaver somniferum (opium poppy), 486 nucleotides long. RefSeq lists its product as uncharacterized. The transcript has 2 exons. Gene Ontology annotation, molecular function: nucleic acid binding. NCBI's taxonomy places the organism in Eukaryota, Viridiplantae, Streptophyta, Magnoliopsida, Ranunculales, Papaveraceae. The record is from RefSeq and is a predicted model, not a curated record. Gene Ontology annotation, biological process: DNA integration. The coding region runs from base 1 to 486 and encodes 161 amino acids.
AUGCUUAAUACAUCGACAAAUGUGUGGCCCUUUGGGAAAUGGGGAAUAGAUAUUGUUGGUCCAUUUAUCCCAGGGACGGGAGAAAAAGGAUUCUUAAUAGUCGCAACUGACUAUUUCACUAAAUGGGCAGAAGUAAAAGCAGUUCAACAUAUUCGCGAUAAAGACAUAUUUAAAUUCAUUUUUGAAAAUAUCAUAUGCAGAUUUGGUAUUCCUGCACAAUUGGUGUCUGAUAAUGGGAAGCAGUUUGAAGGCGAGAAUAUAACAAUGCUGCUCAAUGCGUUCAAAAUUCAGAGUGGAAAAUCUACUGCUUUGUAUCUUCAAAGUAACGGACAGAACUACAAGGAGAGAAGCAACAGGAAUGUCGCCCUUUUGUCUGACAUAUGGAGUAGAGGCAGUACUACCAACAGAAGUGAUCAUCCUUACCGCAAAGACAGAAGCUUGGGAAAAGAAUUUAAGUGCGGAUUUGAUUUUAACAAAGUUGGAUGA